GCCCCGCCCGCCCGGACUUUACCUCCCGGCCGGGCCCGCGCCGUUCCGGGCCAUGUGAGCCGCGGGGCCGGGCCGCGGGGCCGCAGCGGCUGCGGGAUGGAGCGCAGGAAGGUCUUCGUGGCGCUCGACGUGCUGUGCCUGGCGGUCGCAUCUCUGCCCUUCAUCAUCCUGACCCUGGUGAACUCCCCAUACAAGCGAGGCUUCUACUGCAACGAUGACUCCAUCCGCUACCCCUACAAGGCAGACACCAUCACCCAUGGCCUCAUGGCCGGGGUCACCAUCAGCUGCACUGUUAUCAUUAUCUCAUCAGGGGAGGCAUACCUGGUCUACACUGACCGUCUCUACUCCAAGUCAGAAUUCAACAACUACCUGGCUGCUCUCUACAAGGUGGUUGGGACCUUUCUCUUUGGGGGGGCCAUCAGCCAGUCCCUGACCGACCUGGCCAAAUACAUGAUUGGCCGUCUCCGGCCAAACUUCCUGGCUGUCUGUAAUCCUGACUGGUCCAAGGUGAACUGCUCCAUCUACGUGCAGCUGGAGAAUGUCUGCCAGGGAGAGAGCAAGAACAUCACCGAGUCCAGACUGUCCUUCUACUCGGGACACUCUUCCUUUGGGAUGUACUGCAUGAUGUUCCUGGCGCUCUACGUGCAGGCCCGGCUGGUGGGGAAGUGGGCCCGGCUGCUGCGUCCCACCAUCCAGUUCUUCCUCAUCGCCUUCGCCAUCUACGUGGGCUACACCAGGGUGUCCGACUACAAGCACCACUGGAGCGAUGUGCUGGUGGGGCUGCUGCAGGGGGCUCUCAUUGCCGUCCUCAUUGUCCACUACGUCUCUGACUUCUUCAAGCAGCGUCCCCCGCGGCAGUGUGAGGAGAAGGACCCGGAGCGCAAGCCCAGCCUGCCCCUCACCCUGAGCGACCCCGACCACAAUCACUACAGCUACCGGGGUGCCCCGUGAACUGCAGACCUGCCCCUUGCCGUGCUCCUGGCUCCGGGGACAGGGACUCUGGCUCUGUAUUAACCAUUGGCUCCACGGCUCUGGUGCCUCUGGCUGACACAAGUGGGACAGCCCUGCCUGUUCCCGCUCCCACAGCGCCGCGGCGCCUGGCUCCCCGUGCCCGUGGUGCUGCCGGUACCUGGCGAUGCCCUGCCCGUGGGAAGGGGAUGUCCUCACCCACUGUGCGUCUGAGUCACGCCCCAAGGCUGCUGUCCCAGCCCUCCGUGUGGAGGAAGGGAGGGAGGGGAGAGUGGCACACGUGGGGGUGGAUUUAUUGGGCUGGCAAAGCACACUGAGUGAAGAGCAAACUCCCUUGGGAAGUCUGAGAUUGCCUGGGCCGAGUGUGUGUUGUCCCUGUCAAAUUAUCCAGCCAUACAAGUACAAAUCCUCACAGGCACAGAGGGAGGAGGACAGCUGCUGGGGCUAGCUAUACUUUUUUGGAAAGGAUUAAAGCAAUCCAGAACUC
Molecule: messenger RNA, 1456 nt
Organism: Pseudopodoces humilis (Tibetan ground-tit)
Lineage: Eukaryota; Metazoa; Chordata; Aves; Passeriformes; Paridae
Gene: PLPP2
Product: phospholipid phosphatase 2
Biological process (GO): signal transduction; phospholipid dephosphorylation; phospholipid metabolic process
Cellular component (GO): plasma membrane
Molecular function (GO): phosphatidate phosphatase activity
Source: RefSeq, a predicted model, not a curated record